AUGGCUUUCAACAGCUACAUUCUUCUCUUUUUUGCCCUCGUGGCGGCCCAUUUCCGGUGCGGCCUCACCAACAGCCCGUACAGUCAUCCGCACUUUGCCGGCAACCGCUCGGUGAUUGUUCACCUAAUGCAGUGGAAGUUUGUGGACAUUGCCGCCGAGUGCGAGCGCUUCCUCGGACCCUUUGGCUACGGAGGCAUUCAGCUGAGUCCGGUGAAUGAGCACGCGGUGCUCGGCAACCGACCCUGGUACGAACUUUACCAGCCGGUCAGCUACCGAAUUAUAUCGAGAAGCGGAAAUGAGGCCGAGUUUAAGGACAUGGUGCAUCGUUGCAACAAAGCUGGCGUCAGAAUCUACGUGGACGCGGUGCUUAACCACAUGACCGGAGCGCAGGAAGGCUCUGGAACCGCUGGCUCUCACUACAAUGGCAACUCAAUGCAGUACCCAGGCGUGCCCUUUGGCCCCAACGACUUCCACGGCCACGAAUCGUGUCCCACCAGUGACUUGGAGAUCCACAACUACGACAAUGCGCAGGAGGCUCGAAACUGCCGUCUCUCUGGACUUCGUGACCUGAAGCAGUCCAGCGAGUACGUGCGCACCAAGCAGGCAGAGUUUCUCAACAAGCUAAUUGACGCCGGUGUAGCCGGCUUCCGAUUCGACGCCUCGAAGCACAUGUGGCCAGGAGAUCUGGAGGCCAUCUACGGAAAGCUGCACAGCCUCAAUACCGCUUACUUUCCCUCAAACAGCAAACCGUUUGUCUACCACGAAGUAAUUUAUUACGGUGGAAAUGGCAUCAAGUCAUCAGAGUACACUCGGCUUGGCCGCGCUAUCGAGUUUCACUACUACCGAGAGCUGGCCAACGUGCUUCGACACCAUAAUCAGCUUAAAUGGCUGAAAACAUUUGGCCAAAACUGGUCAAUGGUUCCGUCUGAUGAUGCUUUGGUGAUGGUAGACAGCCACGAUAUGCAGCGAGGCCACACAGGCACUUUAGGCCUCAACAUCAACUUCUUUGAGCCCAAACUGUUGAAGGUGGCCACUGCUUUCAUGCUGGCCUGGCCUUAUGGCGUCACCCGAGUGAUGAGCAGCUACCACUGGAACCAGAAGAUUCAGAACGGCCAUGAUGUGAACGACUGGAUGGGCCCACCUUCUGACUCGCAUGGAAACAUUCUCAGCGUGAAGCCCAAUGCCGAUCUUACCUGCAACAAGGAGUGGGUCUGCGAGCACCGCUGGCGUCAGAUCUACAACAUGGUGGCAUUCCGAAACAUUGCCGGCUCAGAGCCGGUGACUCACUGGUGGGACAACGGCGAUUACGAGAUUGCCUUCAGCAGAGGAAACAAGGCCUUUAUUGCGCUCAACCUGCAGCCCGGACAAACGCUUCAUCGAACACUGCAGACCGGCCUUCCUAAGGGCGAAUACUGCGAUUUAGUCACUGGAAACUUGAAAGAUGGAAAGUGCACUGGCAAAACCGUUCAUGUCGACCAGUCUGGCAAUGCUGAAAUUACCAUCAAUUCCAGCUCUGAUGAUGAUUUUGUGGCAAUUCACGUGCAUGCCAAGCAUUAA
Rhagoletis zephyria (snowberry fruit fly) is the source of this 1557-nucleotide messenger RNA. Lineage: Eukaryota; Metazoa; Arthropoda; Insecta; Diptera; Tephritidae. The record is from RefSeq and is a predicted model, not a curated record.